Molecule: messenger RNA, 420 nt
Organism: Botrytis sinoallii
Lineage: Eukaryota; Fungi; Ascomycota; Leotiomycetes; Helotiales; Sclerotiniaceae
Exons: 2
Coding region: 1-420 (139 amino acids)
Source: RefSeq, a predicted model, not a curated record
AUGCUCUACACAACCAUUCUCCCCCUCACUCUCCUCACCGCCGUCCUCGCUUCCCCGGUACCCGUUCCUGCUUCCACCUCCCCAGUCUCCACCUGCUCCACCCUCACCACCAAACUCGAUUACUACCAAGGCUACCAAUCCCCAUCCCAAUGCGGCAUUAAUGUUUUCUCAGGCAACAUCACCGCUGGUGUUUGCGUCAAUAUCCUAACUCAAGGCAUCAUGCUUUUCCCGGCUGAUACGGCUUGCACCUAUAGUAUCUGGAAAGGAGUCACCGAUUGUAGUGGUGGUGUUACUCAGACUUUUGAUUUGGGAGUCGCGCAGCAGGGUGUGCAGAGUGUGGGAACUUGUGUUGGAACAGGGGUUAUGGAUGGAGGGAGAUUUUAUCAUGCUAGUGGAUUUUUGAGUUGUGGAUGCAACUAG